AUGCCUGUGUCCGGAUCUCUUAGCAACGUGGACUGGGAACCAAGCUUCUCCACGCUUGCAGUCCACGGCGGCCAAGAGCCCGACCCAGUCAACGGCUCCCGAGCUGUGCCUCUGUACCAGACAGCCGCCUACAACUUUACAGAUGCCGCAGAUGGCGCCAGCAAGUUCGCAUGGAGCAAAGAUGGCUACGUCUACACGCGCAUGGGCAACCCGACCAACAGUGUCUUCGAGACGCGCAUGGCGAUGCUCGAGGGCGGCGUUGGUGCCGUGGCCGCGGCGUCAGGCCACGCCGCGCAGUUCAUGGCCCUGACCAACUGCUGCGAGCCGGGCCAGAACUUUGUUAGCACCAGCUGGCUGUACGGCGGCACGUACAACCAGUUCCGAGUGUACAUGAAGAAGUUCAAGAUCGACGUCAAGUGGGUCGUCGGCAACGAGCCCGCCGAUAUUGACGCCGCCAUUGACGAGAACACGCGAUGCGUCUACAUUGAGACGAUCAGCAACCCGAAGCACAGCGUCCCGGAUAUCAAGGCCAUUGCGGACGUGGCGCACAAGCACGGCAUCCCCCUCAUUGUCGACAACACAUUUGGUAUGGGCGGGUACCUGUGCCAGCCCAUCAAGCAGGGCGCCGACAUUGUCACACACUCUGCUACGAAGUGGAUCGGCGGCCACGGCACAUCGAUGGGCGGUAUCGUCAUCGACGGCGGCCACUUUGACUGGAGCGCGUCGGGCAAGUUCCCCGGGUUCACGGAGCCGGCGGACGGAUACCACGGGCUCAAGUUCUGGGAGACGUACGGGUACAAGGCGCUCUCGGCAAAGCUGCGGAUGGAUAGCAUGCGUGAUCUUGGACCGUGCCUGAGUCCCUUCAACGCCUGGCUUCUGCUCCAGGGUCUGGAGACGCUUGCCCUGAGAGGAGAGAGGCACGCCGAGAACACGCAGAAGCUGGCCGAGUGGCUCGAGGCACACCCCAGCGUCAACUGGGUGCUGUACCCUGGCCUCAAGUCGCAUCCCGACUACGAGUACACCAAGAGGGUGUUUACCAAUGGCGCGGGUGGUGUCUUGACCUUUGGCGUUGCCGGAAACAUCGAACAAGUCCGUUCCGUCGUCGAUAACCUUAAGCUCUGCUCGCACCUGGCCAACGUGGGCGACGCAAAGACGCUCAUCAUCCACCCCUGGGUGACGACGCACCAGCAGCUGCCCGAUGAGGAGAAGAUCAAAGGAGGCGUCACCCCGGACCUCAUACGCGUGUCGGUCGGUAUCGAAGGGUUCGAAGAUAUCAAGAAGGACUUUGAGCAGGCGUUUGACAAGGCCGGGUUGCCGGCGGCGACCAAGGCGGGCGGGGAUCCUUUCUCCAAGGCGCUGAACCUCGUUUCGGGCGGGUUCAUGGGGAAGGCGUCGACGGGCGCGCCUAGGCCUGGGACGGAUGGAACUAUUUCUGUCGAGGCUUGA
This is a messenger RNA of Colletotrichum scovillei, 1446 nucleotides long. Its product is annotated as O-acetylhomoserine aminocarboxypropyltransferase/cysteine synthase. The transcript has 4 exons. Bases 1 to 1446 code for a protein of 481 amino acids. The record is from RefSeq and is a predicted model, not a curated record. Gene Ontology annotation, biological process: transsulfuration. Lineage: Eukaryota; Fungi; Ascomycota; Sordariomycetes; Glomerellales; Glomerellaceae. Gene Ontology annotation, molecular function: pyridoxal phosphate binding; transferase activity, transferring alkyl or aryl (other than methyl) groups.